AUCUCCUUGAAAAGUCUCCGGCGACACAGUUCACCGGAACUCGGAGACGGAAUCAGAUUCUUUCCCAUUUAGUAUGAAACUAUGAAUUUAAUCUCUAGAACAUUGACAAGAGUAGUCUCUUCUUCUUCCUUACUCUACCAUUCGAAGCUCCCCACUCAAAAAUGGGUGAUCUCGCAGCAAAUCCGCGUUUUCUCCGCCACCAUCGUCGGAGAUGGAGGAAAGAAACCUCGGGCUAAGGCAUCAGUGAAACCACCGCGGACGGCGGAGAAAGAACUGACUCCGCCGAAGAAGAUUGAGUACAAGCCGGAGAUUUCGAAUUGGAUCAACUUAAUUGGAUUCGUCGAACAACCUGUUGAAAGCGGCCCUUGCUCCGAUGGAAAAUUCUGGGCUGGAACUAUGAUUUCUCAGCGUUCGGGUUCAAAAUCAUCUAAUUUCUGGAUUCCGAUUAUAUUCGAAGGUGAUCUAGCUCGAAUCGCAGUUCAGCAUUUAAAGAAAGAGGAUCGAAUUCAUAUUUCUGGGAAGCUGUUCAUUGAUUCACCUCCUCCCAAUGUGACAUAUACUCAAUCCAAUGUUCAGGUUAUGGUUCAUAAUCUUAACUUCGUACAAGCUGAAACUUCUCCGGUUAAUACGAUCUCAUCAACCGAAGAAGAUGUAACUAGUAUCAAGAAACAGCAGUCACCACCUGAAAAAGAAGUAACCAGCAUCAAGAAUCAGCCAGCAAGAUCCAAAAAUGUAAAAGUCAUAGAUGAAGAAACCUCUAAUUCAUGGAAGCACCUUAUUGAAAAUCCUAAAGAGUGGUUCGAUCAUCGUGGGAAUAAAGCUAACGGAUUGGUAAAGCCAAAACAUCCCGAUUUCAAGAGGAAGGCUGGUGGUUUAUCUCUGUGGCUCAGCACAGUUCCUGAUUGGGCUUUGCUAAAACUCGACGAGCUUGAGUUUGAUGUCUUUGUCCCUAACGGAGACAUCAAACUGAAACAACUUAAAGGAGAGGAAUCUUGGAAGGAUUUGGUUCAGAACCCAGAUAAAUGGUUUGACAACAGAUCAGAAAAGACAAAUGUGAAAGCUCCUGACUUCAAGCAUAAAGAGACUGGUGAAGCACUGUGGAUGACUGAUUCUCCUAUUUGGGUACUCUCGAAGUUACCACCUCUAAAGAAAAACCAAGAAAGACCUCUCAUGUCCAAUACAGUCUCGCUGCAUAAAAAAGAAGAAUCUUGGAAGAACUUGGUUGAGGACCCGAGUAAAUGGUGGGAUAACAGAGUAGACAAGAGAAACCCGAAAGGCCCUGACUUCAAGCAUAAGGAGACAGGUGAAGCACUGUGGAUAAGUAGUUCCCCGACUUGGGCACUUUCAGAGUUACCACCUUUAGAGAAGAACCAAGAAAGACCUGUCAUGGCCUAGUUUGUCUCGCAGCCUUACGCUGAUUUUGGCCACCCACUAUGUAAAAAGGCCGCAUGAUUUUGUUUCUCCAGUCUUAUAUAACGAUAACUUUUGGCUAGGACCUCUUGAGGGUUUUAGUAUUUUACUAUUUACCUUGUCAGUAAAUAACUCUUAAACCCCUUUAGUCUAUUGCAGAAAAUCUUAUCAAUGCGACGAAAUUUUACAUU
Capsella rubella is the source of this 1601-nucleotide messenger RNA. Its product is annotated as protein OSB3, chloroplastic/mitochondrial. Bases 82 to 1395 code for a protein of 437 amino acids. Gene Ontology annotation, biological process: mitochondrial DNA replication; positive regulation of helicase activity. The transcript has 9 exons. Lineage: Eukaryota; Viridiplantae; Streptophyta; Magnoliopsida; Brassicales; Brassicaceae. Gene Ontology annotation, cellular component: mitochondrial nucleoid. Gene Ontology annotation, molecular function: single-stranded DNA binding. The record is from RefSeq and is a predicted model, not a curated record.